AUGGGAAACUGCUUUACUCGUCAUAGAAAUUCCACCAAAAAAGAAAUAGGUACUCCUGCAGUUACUACAACAGAUAGACAGUUAUCAACUCCCGUGCAGCCACCGAGUCAAGUUGCGACACACGAUGCUGUGCCGGAAGUUAGAAACGGUCCUAUGCCACCUGUUCCCGAGCCUGAUGGAACUAAUAAUUCUAACGCGAAAAUGUUUGUGGCACUCUAUGAUUAUGAUGCCCGUACAGAUGAAGACUUGAGUUUUAGGAAAGGAGAAUUAUUGGAAAUACUAAAUGAUACUCAGGGAGACUGGUGGUUGGCAAGAAGCAGUUCGAGUGAUUCAGAAAAAAAGCUUCUUUUGCCGGAAAACGAACAUGGAGCAUUCCUCAUUCGAGAUUCUGAAAGUAGACGAAAUGAUUAUUCUCUUUCAGUGAGAGAUGGCGACACAGUUAAACAUUAUCGUAUAGACAUUAGACGAAGGUGGAUUUUUUGCUCGAAGAACAACUUUCGAACUCUACAAGAACUUGUUGAGCAUACAAUAGAGAAACCCGUGACGGGAGGAUUAUCUCAUAGCACAAGAGACCAAUGGGAAAUUGAUAGGAAAUCACUUAAAUUUGUGAGAAAAUUAGGACACGGUCAAUUCGGUGAUGUUUGGGAAGGAUUGUGGAACAACACGACUCCCGUUGCCAUCAAAACAUUAAAACCAGGGACAAUGGAUCCAAAAGAUUUUCUCGCUGAAGCUCAAAUAAUGAAAAAACUUCGACACCAAAAACUUAUACAACUUUAUGCUGUUUGUACAAUGGAAGAACCUAUUUACAUAAUCACGGAAUUGAUGAAAAAUGGAAGCUUACUGGAAUAUUUACAAGGAAAAGGUCGACAAUUAAAAUUGGCUCAAUUAGUAGAUAUGGCCGCUCAAAUCGCUUCCGGUAUGGCAUUUUUGGAAUCGCAAAAUUAUAUACAUCGCGACUUAGCCGCGAGAAACGUUCUCGUCGGAGAUGGAAAUAUAGUAAAAAUUGCAGAUUUCGGUCUUGCAAGACUGAUAAAAGAAGAUGAAUACGAAGCUAGAGUCGGUGCAAGAUUUCCGAUAAAAUGGACGGCUCCGGAAGCUGCCAACUACAGCAAAUUUUCAAUCAAGUCCGACGUAUGGUCCUUUGGCAUUUUGCUAACGGAACUCGUAACGUACGGACGAAUACCAUAUCCAGGUAUGACAAAUGCCGAAGUACUUCAUCAAGUCGAACACGGUUACCGAAUGCCGAGUCCUCCGGGUUGUCCAAAUGCUCUUUAUGACAUUAUGUUGGAAUGUUGGCACAAAGAUCCAAUGAAAAGGCCAACAUUUGAAACUCUUCAAUGGAAAUUGGAAGACUUUUUUACAAUGGAAAGUUCCGAGUAUAAAGAAGCAUCCGCUUACUGA
Molecule: messenger RNA, 1401 nt
Organism: Pediculus humanus corporis (human body louse)
Lineage: Eukaryota; Metazoa; Arthropoda; Insecta; Psocodea; Pediculidae
Product: tyrosine-protein kinase Src42A, putative
Exons: 8
Coding region: 1-1401 (466 amino acids)
Biological process (GO): cell differentiation; cell surface receptor protein tyrosine kinase signaling pathway; innate immune response
Cellular component (GO): extrinsic component of cytoplasmic side of plasma membrane
Molecular function (GO): signaling receptor binding; ATP binding; non-membrane spanning protein tyrosine kinase activity
Source: RefSeq, a predicted model, not a curated record